This is a messenger RNA of Haliotis rufescens (red abalone), 738 nucleotides long. RefSeq names its product solute carrier family 22 member 15-like. The transcript is spliced from 5 exons. The record is from RefSeq and is a predicted model, not a curated record. Gene Ontology annotation, molecular function: transmembrane transporter activity. Gene Ontology annotation, cellular component: membrane. NCBI's taxonomy places the organism in Eukaryota, Metazoa, Mollusca, Gastropoda, Lepetellida, Haliotidae. The coding region runs from base 1 to 738 and encodes 245 amino acids. Gene Ontology annotation, biological process: transmembrane transport.
AUGGCGGCGGACAAUGAACCGAAAGGGAAGCUGAAGGAGAUGUUCACCAACAAAACUCUGGCAGUGCGGUCCUUGAUCCUCUUCUACAUCUGGAUGGUGUCGAGUCUGGUGUACUACGGCCUCACCCUGAACGUCUCCAACCUCAGCGGCAAUAUCUACGUCAACUUCGUGCUGUCGGCGCUGGUGGAGGCGGUGGGGUACGUCCUGGCUAUCUUCCUACUGGACCGGGUGGGGCGCCGGAUGGUGCUGUGCGCCCUGAUGACCCUGGGGGGCGUGGCAUGUGUGCUCACCGUGUUCCCUGCUGUCUACGCCGGCGGAACGGCAGACUGGUCACUGAUGAUGUUGUCGUUGGUGGGAAAGAUGGGGUCGUCAGGGGCGUUCGGCGUCAUCUACAUCUUCACCGCCGAGUUGUACCCCACGCCUCUUAGAAACAUCGGUCUUGGGGUCAACCUGACGUUCUCCAGGAUAGGCGGAGUUAUCUCCCCUUUCAUUUCUGAUUUGGGUAUACUAGUUGGAGGUACAUUUGGCGAGCAAGCUCUUCCUCUGGUGGUAUUUGGUGUUACCGCCGUUCUUGCUGGGGGGCUGGCCCUCGCUCUUCCGGAAACUCUGAACCGGAAACUACCGGAAACAAUCGAAGAUGCCAAAGCUAUCGGGUCCGACACAAAGCACAAGUACAAGAUGAGGACAGAGGACCAGGCCGAGAGCGUCUUCUCAGUGGCCUUCACGAACAGGGAAUAG